CUGUAAUGUUACUUAGGAGGUACUAAUACCGGCUGUAAUGUUACUCGGGAUGUAUUAGUACCGCUGUAAUGCUACUCGGGAGGUAUUAAUACUGACUGUAAUGUUACUCAGGAGAUACUAACACUGGCUGUUAUGUUACUCAGGAGGUACUAAUACCAGCUGGAAUGUUACUCAGGAGGUACUAAUACCAGCUGGAAUGUUACUCAGGAGGUACUAAUACCAACUGUAAUGUUAAUCAGGAGGUAUUAAUACCGGCUGCAGUGUUACUCGGGAAGUGCUAAUACCGGCUAUAAUGCUACUUAGGAGAUACUUAUACUGGCUGUAAUGUUACUCAGGAGGUACUAAUACCGACUGUAAUGUUACUUAGGAGGUACUGAUACCAACAGUAAUGUUACUCAGGAGGUACUAAUACUGGCUGUAAUGUUACUCAGGAGGUACUAAUACCAACUGUAAUGUUACUCAGGAAGUACUAAUACCGGCUGUAAUGUUACUCAGGCUGUACUAAUACUGUCUGUAAUGUUACUCAGAAAGUACUAAUACUGGUUUUAAUAUUAUUCAGUAGGUACUAAAACCGGUUGUAUUCCGAUCAGUAGUUGUUAGUUCUGGCUCUUUGCUCAGUUUAUAUUCGCUUUGCUUAAACCCACUCUUUCCUACAUUGUUUAUAAUCUCUGUGUUAAAGACCACUUGCUUUUUAUGUUAAAAUGUCUUUGUUUUUUGUUUUUCUUCCCAUUUUGUCUUGCUUGCACAUCCCCAAACAGGUUAACGAGGUAAGAUCGCAGAUAAUCAUUCACAGCUCGCGUACAUUUGUUCAUUACUCCAUCUCUCCAUCUGCAUCCAUUACUGCAAAAACCUCUGUAUGCUUACUCCGUGCAUCAUCCAUGCACCUCCUAAUUGUCUCAUUUCUCCAUCCAUGCACCCCAUGACUGUCAUACUUCUCUACCUCUAUCCCUGCACCCCCUAAUUGUCUCAUUUCUACAUCAAUGCACCCCCUAAUUGUCUCAUUUCUCUAUCCAUGCAUCCCGAUUGUCCCGUUUCUCCAUCCAUGCACACCAUGACUGUCCCAUUUCUACAUCCAUGCACACCAUGACUGUCCCAUUUCUCUACCUCCAUCCAUGCACCCUCUGAUUGUCCCAUUUCUCCAUUCAUGCACACCAUGACUGUCCCAUUUCUCUACCUCUAUCAAUGCAACCCCAUGACUGUCUGAUUGUCUCAUUUCUCCAUCUAUGCACCCCAUGACUGUCCCAUUUCUCCAUCUAUGCUUUUCUUGAAUGAGUUCAUUCUCUUCCUGGAUGCAUCCAUUUCAGCAGGUUAACUACAUAGCAACACUCAAGGACACAUAAAAAAUCCAUAUUUCUAACCAUAGGCUUGGAAACCUGAUUUCAUUUUAUCUGUCCAGUAAACGAACAUGUCCUUUCUCUGGAUUCAGCAAAUCUACAUCUUCAAAUCUUUUCUUUCAGCUGCGAAGUUCCUUCAAACAAGCUUUUGGCAAAAAGAAAUCUCCCAAGUCUGCCUCGUCUCAUUCUGAUAUUGAGGAGAUGACCGAUUCUUCCCUUCCCUCUUCUCCAAAGCUACCCCAUAAUGGCCCAGGGCUAUCCACCCCUCUUAUGAGAGGCUCUCUCUCUGGCUCUCUGUAAGUCAAUAAUAAAGAUUUCUGUUGUGCUUUUCUUAUGCCUGUGUCGGUGUUUAGAUCAGUCUACAUCAGUCUGUACAACUUUCAUGAGAGAAAUGCAUCUCCAACAAAUCAUUUCUAUACAGGGAUAUUGUUGUAACAAAAAGGCAAUCAUUCCAGGUUUUAGGGGGAGAGAAGGGCUGGGCUAAUAGGGUAUUGCUAGGUCUUGUAAUUAAUAGAUAACAAGGUUAUUGAAACACCCCCUGCCCUAGCAAUACUAAUUAUAAGCAACAUGUACCUUUAAUCUAUAAUAUCUUAAUACACUCUUCAGAUCACCAUAUAAUAUUCUGUAAUACUGUGAUUUCUUUAAAUUGUUCUGCAAAGUGAAUGCACUCAGAACAUAUCUCACUGCACCACCGUAAACUGAAACACGUAGGUACUGAGAUGAAUUUCUUGUUUAGUCUGUCUUUUUCAUAUUGCACUAAAAAAACCCUGGAUGAACUCUUAAUAGCCUUGGUUGUUAUAUUUAGCUUUGUGGAAAAUCACCAACUGGAAUAAAAAUAAUGUGUAAGCCUGUGUAUGUGAAAUCGCUCCAGCAUGCCACCUGAUGGCUCUGCUUGGAAAUAACAGCUAUAUAAAUCGUUAAAGGGUUAAUCCAACUACCAUGACCACUUCAGUGAUUUGCAGUGGUCAUGGUGCCUGGAGGUGAAAUUCCAAGUUAUUUUUUUUAAUUGUGUGCCGGUGUUAGUUCCACCUGACUUAAACCCAGCACUGUUCCGGACUGCCUCAUGUCAAUUCUGUGCAUAUUUCACAUCUGACAGUCAGCACGCACUGCACAGGUGCUCUGUCUGCAAGGGAAAGACUGCUACCCUCUUCCUGACUCUUACUAUGUGCUCCCUCCGUUGGUGAUAUGCAGCAAUAAAUAUAUAGCCUGUGCAUUCAUGUCUGUCUUUUCUGUUCAGAAUCUCAGAUUGUGCAGAGAAUGAGGCCGAAAGUGUUCUGCAGCUGCGCAAUGAGCUAAGAGACAAGGAAAUGAAACUGACUGAUAUCCGCCUGGAAGCUCUGAGCUCAGCACACCAACUGGACCAGCUCCGAGAGGCCAUGAACAGAAUGCAGGUAACAACAUCCAGACUCCAGUCUGGUUAACUGGCUUAAUGUUUCCCUUUGGAUUCAAUUUGCCAGAGUUUGUUGUCCUGUGUAGUUUCUCUGUAUUUGCUAGUAUAUGCCAAUCAUGCUAGCUGCAACAAGGAUAUAUUUAAUUCUGAAGUUAGCAAAUCAUAUCUGCAAAUGAUGCUAAAGAUUUUGUUUUAUUUAGAGUGAAAUUGAGAAACUCAAAGCAGAGAACGAUCGCUUGAAGGCAGAAAACUCAGGAAAGUCUCAGUCUCAAAUUUCCAUUUCAUCUUCCCCAAGACAAUCCGUGGUCCAACCCCAGCACAGCGUCAGUCUGACAGAGUCUUCCAGUCUGGGUAAGGUCCUGGUGACUAUAUCAUUACUAAUCUGACCAUGAAUCAGGCGUUAGGGAGUUCUAUGUUUAGUAAAUAACAUUUAAACCAUAUGAUCAUCAAAAAUGUCAUCAUUUGAUAACGAUAUUUCAAACAUAUCAUUUAAUUGAAUUAUGUUGGACAUUAGUGAUUUCCCAAACGGUUCGCGAACGGUUCGUUGCAGACUCAUCAUUGAGUGAACUUUUACCCUGUACCUCACAGUCAGCAGACACAUUCCAGCCAAUCAGCAGCAGACCCUGCCACCUCCUGGACAGCAUCCAUUUUACAUUCAUUGUGAAGCUGCAUUCUUAGUGAGCUGUCCAGGAGGUGGGAGGGUCUGGGAAGGAGGGUCUGCUGCUGAUUGGCUGGAAUGUGACUGCUGACUGUGAGGUACAGGGUCAAAGUUUACUCAAUGAUGAGUCCGUGGCGAAGCGUUCGGGACAUCACUAUUGGACAUCUUAAAUUGUUUUAGUUAAAAAAAAAAAAAAAAUCGUUUUUUUAAUCUGAUGACUGUGUAUGACUCGGGCAACUAAAACAAUAAAAAAACGCUGCCUUUAGCUGUGAUAUAAAGAGGUUAAACAGUAAAUCAUACUCAGACCUCAGUUUGCUAAAAAUUAUGUAAAUCCUGCUAUUCUAUCGAGAUAAUAUUUUACAAAGAAAUGUGCCAACCAUAUCAUGCACCAGAGGAUUCUGGGUACAUGCAAGGCAAAGAGAUCAUGGGAGGGAUUAUGGAUGGUGUAAUGGUAUGGCAUUGUCAGGGUGAGCUCCGAUACUGACUCUGUCUGUUAUUCUUGCAGACAUGCUUCUGGAAGAUGCCUCUGAUGGGACGUUAAGAAAGGAGAGCAGACAUGUCAAGAUCGUGGUCAGCUUCUUAGAGGAAAUGAAAUGGAGGGAGAUGAGUGUGAGUAUGCUGUGUGUAACUCAUACUUGGCACUAGACUGAGUGUAAAACUUGCAAUGACCCCCUCCUCCCCCCCCAAUCUCAGACUCUUUGCUAUAAUAAAGGGAUACAUUGUAACAGUCUCCCUCUUCCUAGGACUGCCGCCAGCGCAUGUUCCUUAUCGGUUGCAUUGGCGUCGGGGGCAAAACCAAGUGGGAUGUUUUGGAUGGAGUCGUGAGAAGAUUGUUCAAGGUAAAUAAUAUGUCCCAUAUGGUAGGAACAUCACCUGGUGUGGAGAUUUGGGGAAAUGUAAAUGUUCUCCGUUAUGUGUUUCAUAUCUGUAAACUGAAAGCAGUCAAUCAAAAUAAUAUCCAAAGAGGAAAAGAAAUUAUAUGUUGGAUAGAAAUGAUAGAUCCUAAAUCGGCCCAUUUCCAUAACACAUGGACCCAAGCCUGCUUCCCAGGAUUCAAAGUUAUCAAUAUGUAA
Messenger RNA from Pelobates cultripes (western spadefoot toad), 4455 nucleotides. The record is from the annotation of a GenBank genome assembly. Lineage: Eukaryota; Metazoa; Chordata; Amphibia; Anura; Pelobatidae.